AUGUCGUCGACUUGGAUUGAUAAUGUCAGGUCGUCGCAUAACCUGCAAUUAGCAGCUACUGCAGUGGCUUCUGGAUUGCUGGUUGGAAGUGCAAUUCUAGGACUGCAAAAGGCAAAGCAGCAGUAUCGGGUUUCUGACCUCAAGAGCUCGAUUCCUGAUCUUGACAAGGAUGAGAAUGUUAUUCAAAUAAACAAUUUUGGUGGUGCUGUGCAGGAUGGCUCCAGAUCGUCGAAAGAGGAUGAGAGAGGUGCUGCUCUUGCUGCCAGAGCUCGUUUGGGAGAUUACGACGAAGAAUUGAUCCUGGAACAACUGGCCCGUAACCGUGUUUUCCUUACCGACGACGGCCUGAAGAAGCUACGAAAUGCAUUCAUCAUCGUUGUUGGAGUCGGUGGUGUUGGUUCCCAUGCCGCAGCUGCUCUUGCUAGAUCUGGAGCUGGAAAACUACGUAUCAUCGACUUUGACCAGGUCACUCUUUCCUCUCUGAACAGACAUGCCGUAGCCACGCUUGCAGACGUGGGAACACCAAAGGUACACUGUCUGCGCAAGCGUCUCGAGCAAAUCACACCUUGGACACACUUCGACUGCAGGAAUGAACUCUUCGUAGGCUCAACGGCCGAAGCACAACUAGCACCCUGGGCAGAUGGCCACAAGCCAGAUUUUGUCAUUGACGCCAUCGACAACAUCGAUAGCAAGGUCGACCUUCUCGCCUACUGCCACAAGCACAAUAUCAAAGUCAUCUCCUCCAUGGGUGCAGGCUGCAAAUCUGACCCCACUCGCGUGUUCCUUGGCGAUAUCUCUACCAGCACAGACGACCCUCUCUCCCGCUCCACAAGACGCAGACUACGUGCAAAGGGCGUCAAAGAUGGCAUCCCUGUCGUCUUCUCCAGCGAAAAGACUGCACCAGGCAAAGCCCAACUCUUGCCCCUCUCCGACGAAGAACACGCCAAAGGAAGUGUCGGUGAACUCGGCGUACUUCCAGAGUUCAGAGUUAGAAUCCUGCCCGUGCUAGGAACCAUGCCAGCAAUCUUCGGUCUCUGCGUCGCGAACCACGUCAUGCUCUCCAUCAGCGGUUACCCCCACGAAUAUCUACCUUCGAAAUCAAGAGACAAGAUGUACGAUGGUAUCCUGGCUAGCUUACAAGGCUCAGAGGAGCGCGUAGCCCGCCACAUGUCCCUCGAUCCUCUCGGUCUGCGCAUUCCCAUCACACAAGAAGAUGUCGGUUACGUUGUUGAAGAAGUCUAUCGUGGUCGCAGUGUAGUCAGCGGCUUAGCCAGCCGUCUCGCACUUGUGCGCUGGCGUAAGCCAGAGGGCCAAUUCAUCGAUACCAGCGUUGCAGGACAAAAGAGCUCGAACAUCGCGAUCAAGGAUUUGGUACUUAUGACUAAGGAUGAGGUUACUCAGCACGAGAAGUUGGUGCUUAAGGGUGACAAGACCCCUGAAGAGGUUUACGAGGCUAAGGUUAUCAAGUUGGUUGAGGAGAGGAUGAAGGAGGAGGCCAAGUAUCGCGAUUUGAGGUAG
This is a messenger RNA of Aureobasidium melanogenum CBS 110374, 1518 nucleotides long. RefSeq lists its product as uncharacterized. Lineage: Eukaryota; Fungi; Ascomycota; Dothideomycetes; Dothideales; Saccotheciaceae. Gene Ontology annotation, cellular component: mitochondrial outer membrane. The record is from RefSeq and is a predicted model, not a curated record. Bases 1 to 1518 code for a protein of 505 amino acids. Gene Ontology annotation, biological process: cyclic threonylcarbamoyladenosine biosynthetic process. Gene Ontology annotation, molecular function: ubiquitin-like modifier activating enzyme activity; tRNA threonylcarbamoyladenosine dehydratase activity. The transcript is spliced from 3 exons.